This is a messenger RNA of Ostrea edulis (European flat oyster), 781 nucleotides long. RefSeq lists its product as uncharacterized. The transcript is spliced from 4 exons. The coding region runs from base 208 to 768 and encodes 186 amino acids. NCBI's taxonomy places the organism in Eukaryota, Metazoa, Mollusca, Bivalvia, Ostreida, Ostreidae. The record is from RefSeq and is a predicted model, not a curated record.
UCGAUUAUUCAUUCAGCGUCGGCGAGAAGUAGCACAGUUUCUUUCUUUGUGUUAAAAAAAAAAACCAAAGCAGGCGAUGUCAUGGUGACACAUUGGAUUUUCCGUUUAUAUACUUAAUUUUCUUCAGUUGAUUUCAUUUCUGUGGUAGAAUGGAGUUUUAUCCAUGUGCACCACCACGUCCCUGAAAAAUGAAAAGUACGUAGUAUAAUGGCAUAUUUUAAGUACAACAAACACAGAGGGCUAUUCGGCGACUCCUCGGGAUUUCUGGUCUUAGGAUUCUGUCUCAACCUGAUUUCCCUGUCGCUGAAUCUCAUUGGAUUUGCUGCGCCUUUCUGGGUAAAAAUUACGUCAUCAACCUCAACGACGUAUAUUUUUGGAUUAUGGCGACUGUGUAAAAAAUCUCCAGUCCUUACUGUUUGUGAAAGUUUCCAGGAUUCGGAAGACUGGUUUUGGUUGAUCCGGGGGACAGCUUCCGUUGGUUUUGGAUCUCUCCUAUUGGUCUCUCUGAUAUUAUUUAUCUAUAUUUUUAUGAUGGAAAAAAGAAACCGGUUAGUCCUCAUCAGCUGUCUAUGUCUAACCGUCAUUGCUGCUGUGUUUAUUUGUAUCACCAUCGUGACAUUCGGUUCUACUAAGAUGGAGGACAUCCUAAACCUUGGAGACGUAGCUCUGUCGGAACACGUACACUUCUCGUACGUGUUGUCUGUCAUCAGUAUGGUCACGUGUUGUGUGGCCGCCAUGUCGCUUGUGUUUGAUAUUAAAUACAAUUAAACGUAUACCUGUG